Messenger RNA from Drosophila busckii, 994 nucleotides. It is a transcript of the gene anox, whose product is annotated as acyl-CoA-binding domain-containing protein 6. Gene Ontology annotation, molecular function: fatty-acyl-CoA binding; protein binding. NCBI's taxonomy places the organism in Eukaryota, Metazoa, Arthropoda, Insecta, Diptera, Drosophilidae. The record is from RefSeq and is a predicted model, not a curated record. The coding region runs from base 94 to 855 and encodes 253 amino acids. The transcript has a single exon.
ACGUAUACAAUUAAACAAAACACACUUACACACACACAGACCCCCAGCAAGCAUACAUAUACAUAUAUAUAUAAGUACUAAUAUAGUUUAAGCAUGUCUGACAGCGAUUUGGAAAUAGAGGAGGAUGAGGAUGAGCAGUUGGCGAAAUUGACGCAGCGGUUUAAGCUAGCAACGGAGCAUAUUGCAGCGCAGUCGGCAAAGUACGAUGCUCAGCAUUUACUUGUAUUCUACGGUUUGUUCAAGCAGGCCACCGUGGGCUAUUGCCGCGAGCCACGCCCAUCGUUGUUGCAAGUAAAAGCCCGCAACAAGUGGACUGCCUGGCAUACGCUGGGUAAAAUGCCUAAAGUGGCAGCGCAACGCUCCUAUGUGGACAAGCUAACAAAAAUUAAUCCGAAUUGGGAGCCGGGCGACCAACGUGUCGGUCGUUUGAGUGGCUGGGUAGUGCACUCGAUAGAAGCGCCACCGAAGGAUGCAGAAACGCCGCCGGAACAUCUAAAGACGCUGUGCGAUUUUGUUAAGGAGCACAACUUGCAGCGUCUGCGUCAGAAAUUGAAGCCAAAGGAUAUAACCACGCUGGACGAGCAGGGCAUGUCCUUGCUGCAUUGGGCCGCCGAUCGCAAUGCGGUUGCUAUAAUUGAGUUUCUGGUUUCGAGCGGCGCCAGUGUAAACCAACGGGAUGCAGAGAAGCAAACGCCGCUGCAUUAUGCCGCCAGCUGUGGUCAUGUGGAGGCGCUGAAAUGUCUGCUGCGACUGAAGGCAGAUCUGUCGCUGUGCGAUUCGGACGGACAAAGCUGCCUGGAUGUGGCCGAUGGUGAGCCAGUCUGUGAGAUACUGCGAGCAGCACUGAGGGGCUAGUCGAACUAGUUGUCAAACUUAAGCUAAAACAGCUCUUACUUACAUUUACUUACUAAAAUUCACAGUAAUAAAUAAUCAUAUGAGUGUCUAUUUUAUGAAUAAAUAAAAAAUAUUUUGUAUUUGCGUUUACAGCAAGGCA